GCGGGCGAGGCCGGCGGCGGCGGCGGGCCAUGGCGCUCGAGAACAUCAUGGCCAACUCGCUGCUGCUGAAAGCACGCCAAGGAGGAUAUAACAAAAGAAGUGGUCGUAGUAAGAAAUGGAGAGAGAUACUGAAGCUACCCUCCAUCAGCCAAUGCAGUGAGCUCAGGCAUUCCAUUGAGAAGAAUUAUAGUAGCCUUUGUAAUAAGCAGCCAAUAGGAAGACUUCUCUUCAGACAAUUCUGUGAUGCGAAUCCUAAUCUUAAGACGUAUAUUGAAUUUUUGGAUGCAGUGGAAGAAUAUGAGGUUGCUGAUGAUGAGGAUCAAAGAGAUUGUGGAUUAUUGAUCUUAGAUAGAUUUUUCAGUGAUGAGGUAGCAGCUCCUUUACCAAAAAUACCUCCAAAUGUUGUGAGAGAAUGUAGAUCAAGACUGAACCAAAACCAUUCCAAAAAAGUCUUUGAAGAAUGCACUCGAGUUGUCCAUAAAUAUUUAAGUGGAAAACCUUUUCAAGAAUACCAAGAAAGCCCACAUUUUUCUCGAUUUUUACAAUGGAAAUAUUUGGAAAGGCAACCAGUAACAAAGAACACAUUUAGACAUUACAGAGUUCUAGGAAAAGGAGGAUUUGGAGAGGUUUGUGCCUGUCAAGUACGAGCUACAGGAAAAAUGUAUGCCUGUAAAAAGCUAGAAAAAAAAAGGAUAAAGAGGAGAAAAGGUGAAGCGAUGGCUCUAAAUGAGAAAAGAAUCCUAGAAAAAGUACAUAGCAGAUUUGUAGUUAGUUUAGCCUACACUUAUGAAACCAAAGCUGCCUUGUGCUUGGUGCUAACCAUUAUGAAUGGAGGGGAUUUGAAGUUUCACAUUUAUAACGUGGGCAAUCCUGGCUUUGAUGAAGAAAGAGCUGUUUUCUAUGCUGCAGAAGUAUGCUGUGGCUUGGAAGAUUUGCAGAAGGAAAGAAUCGUGUACAGAGACUUAAAACCUGAGAAUAUUCUCCUCGAUGACCUUGGACAUAUCCGGAUUUCAGAUCUUGGUUUAGCUGUGGAGAUUCCAAAAGGCGGGACAGUUCAAGGAAGAGUUGGAACAGUUGGCUACAUGGCUCCUGAAGUUAUCAAAAAUGAGAAGUAUACAUUUAGUCCUGACUGGUGGGGACUUGGCUGUCUGAUAUAUGAAAUGAUUCAGGGACAUUCUCCAUUCAAAAAAUUCAAAGAGAAAGUCAAACGGGAGGAGGUGGAUCGAAGAGUGAAGAUGGAUACCGAAGAGUAUUCUGAGAAGUUUUCAGAGGAUGCUAAAUCUAUCUGCAGGAUGUUACUCACCAAGAAUCCAAGUGAACGACUGGGCUGCAUGGGUGACGGGGCCGCUGGAGUGAAACAGCACCCUGUGUUCAAGAACAUUAACUUCAGCAAGCUAGAAGCAAAUAUGUUAGAUCCCCCUUUCUGUCCUGAUCCUCAUGCAGUUUAUUGUAAGGAUAUCUUAGACAUUGGGCAAUUCUCUGUCGUGAAAGGAGUCUACCUGGAUACCACAGAUGACUACUUCUAUGCUCAGUUUGUUACGGGGUGUGUCUCCAUCCCCUGGCAGAAUGAGAUGAUUGAAUCUGGAUGUUUCGAGGACAUCAAUGAAAGUGAAAAUGAGAAAAAAUUGUCAUUAGGUACAGAAGAGAAAACAUGUCACCUAGCUUCCAGACCAAAGAGAGGCUUCUUCUAUAGAUUCUUCAGAAGGGGCUGCCUGGGCACUGGCAGUAGUGAGAAUGAAGGGGAGCCAACGCGCUGCUGACCGUUCACUGUGCAGAGCCAGAUCCUGAUGCCGGGAAGGAGCAUGUGCCAGUAUCUCAUCCAGUCUAUGUAAUAAAUAUCUGUGACCAUGUAAAA
This is a messenger RNA of Tupaia belangeri chinensis (Chinese tree shrew), 1855 nucleotides long. It is a transcript of the gene GRK4, whose product is annotated as G protein-coupled receptor kinase 4. NCBI's taxonomy places the organism in Eukaryota, Metazoa, Chordata, Mammalia, Scandentia, Tupaiidae. Gene Ontology annotation, biological process: regulation of signal transduction; protein phosphorylation; signal transduction. Gene Ontology annotation, cellular component: cytoplasm. The coding region runs from base 30 to 1760 and encodes 576 amino acids. Gene Ontology annotation, molecular function: G protein-coupled receptor kinase activity; ATP binding. The record is from RefSeq and is a predicted model, not a curated record. The transcript is spliced from 16 exons.